Molecule: messenger RNA, 1455 nt
Organism: Linnemannia hyalina
Lineage: Eukaryota; Fungi; Mortierellomycota; Mortierellomycetes; Mortierellales; Mortierellaceae
Source: the annotation of a GenBank genome assembly
AUGUCAGAAAAGCAAGAGCACGUUGAUGUCCUUGAGGAGAAGGCCAUUGGCCAGGUUGCAGAAUUCGAUCCUGACAGUCUAGCCAUCCGCACCCUCAAGCGCAAACUCGACUACCGCCUCGUUCCCAUUUGGUCGCUUCUGUACCUCUUCAGUUUCCUGGAUCGCUCCAACAUUGGCAAUGCUCGAAUUGCAGGUCUGGAACAAGACCUUAAAUUGACCGGCACUGAGUUCAACAUGACCUUGACCAUCUUUUUCUUUGGCUACAUCUUGUUCGAGGUCCCUUCGAACAUUAUGCUCAAGAAGGUCGGCCCCAGGCUGUGGAUCGCUAUCAUCAUGAUCGUCUGGGCCAUCAUCAUGAUGUCCAUGGCCGCCGUCAAGAACUAUGGCGGCCUCCUCGCCGCUCGCUUCUUCCUCGGCCUCGCUGAAGCCGGCCUCGUUCCUGGCGUCAUCUUCAUGGUCUCGACCUUCUACACCCGCAGAGAGCUCGCCACCCGCAACGGCCUCUGGUUCUCCAUGGCCACUUUUAGCGGCGCUUUUGGAGGUAUCCUCGCCUACGGUAUCUCUAAGCUCCACGGCAAGGGCGGUCUCUUGGGUUGGCAGUGGAUCUUUAUCAUCGAGGGCGCCGCUACUUUAGCCGUCUGUCUCGUCGCUUGGUUUGGUUUGGCCGACUCUCCCGAGAAGGCCAUGUUCCUGACUCCCGAGGAGCGUCUCCUGGCUGCCGAGCGCCUCCGCAUCGACGCCGGCCCUGCUACUGAGACUGAAUUCUCCUGGUCCCAAGCCCGAUUGGCCUUGACGGACUGGCAGACCUAUGCCUACAUUGUCGGAUAUAUCUGUGGCUCGAUCCCAUUAUAUGCCAUGUCGCUCUUCAUCCCCUCCAUUGUUCUCCAAUUCAAGUAUAGUGUUGUCACCACCCAGAUCAUGACUGCCCCCGCCUUUGCCGCUGCCACGGUCACCACCAUACUCUGUGCCAUGUCUUCAGACCGCUUCCGCGAGCGUGGCUUGCACUGCUUCGUGCCCUCAGUUGUCGGCUGCAUCGGCUUCAUCCUGCUUAUCGUCACCAAGGACUCAUCCGUGGCUGCCCGCUAUGUGUCCCUGACCGUCACCUGCUGCGGCGUCUUCUCCUCGGCCCCAGCUAUGUUCGCUUGGUUCUCGGGCAACAUUGGCGGUCACUCCAAGCGCGCCGUGGCUAUUGGGUUGAUUGUAUCCUUGGGAUGCAUCGGUGGCGCGAUCGGAUCGCAGGUGUACCGCCCUAGUGAUGCUGCUGGUGGAUACGUCCGUGGUCAUACCAUUAGUGCCUGCUUGUGCGGUGCUGCGGCGAUCAUGUCCUUGGUUUCCAAGACGAUAUACACCCUGAUCAACAAGCGCCGCGCUAACUUCACGCCUGAGGAGUACGCCCGUGCCUGUCAGGGCAAGAAUCUGCUGGACAAGCAUCCCGACUUUAGAUACCAGACUUAA